UCCCUUCCAUUAUAUUCCAUUUUUUUCACCAUUAAAACAAUCUCAUUCUAGUUUUGGUUUUGAAUUUGUGAGUAAUUUAAACAGUUUCGAUUUCCAUUCAAAUUUGUCUUCAAUGGCUACUGCUAUGGGAAUGAUGGGAAGUAUUGGGGGUUGUGGAGCAGCUUCUGCAUCUCUGUUUCGAUUGAGGAACUCAGCGAAGAAGAAGACCAGAAACGACAAAAAUGGAUUUAGGGUUUCAUGUGUUUAUUCAUCUUCUGCUGUUGCUGAUCCGUAUAAGACCUUGAAGAUUCAACCUGGUGCAUCUGAAUCUGAAGUUAGAAAGGCCUUUAGACAGCUUGCUCUUAAGUAUCACCCGGACGUAUGCAGAGGAAACAAUUGUGGUGUUCAAUUUCACCAAAUCAAUGAAGCUUACGAUGUUGUGAUGAGUAAUUUGAGAGGUGAAACAAGAGCAGAGUUAGAGAUGAUUGAGGAAUAUGAUGAUAGUAAUGAUGAAUCAAUGAGAGGAAUGUAUGAACCAGAUUGGGAUCUAUGGGAAGAGUGGAUGGGAUGGGAAGGUGCUGGCAUUCGUGAUUAUACAUCACAUGUUAAUCCUUACAUAUGAAUGUUAAUUAAUGAGUUAGGGAUUCGAAAACUCAAGAAUUUGAAGACCCAUCCAUCUUCUUUAAAUCAAAGAUGGUUUGAGGUUGAUGUACAUAUUCAAUAGGAUGUAGAGGAGGUUCUUUUUGUACAUAUUUGGAUACCCUCCUUGUUUGCUCUUUACCAAUUGUAUUCAUCUCUCGUUGAUAAAUAAAAAAUCAUAUUUCUUAUAA
Molecule: messenger RNA, 809 nt
Organism: Solanum tuberosum (potato)
Lineage: Eukaryota; Viridiplantae; Streptophyta; Magnoliopsida; Solanales; Solanaceae
Product: chaperone protein dnaJ 8, chloroplastic
Exons: 3
Coding region: 113-601 (162 amino acids)
Source: RefSeq, a predicted model, not a curated record